AUGCAUCCAUCUUUCUCACACCGAUAGAUUGUGCUACGCGCUCGUCGUUGUGUGUAACUAAGAUUUUAGUCACCACAACACGGCUUAUUUAAAGAUAUAUUUAUAAAAAUACAAAAAAAAUAAAAACAUAAAAAUAUAAAAAGCUAUAAAACGGACCAGUGUGAGGCAGCGUGAAACUGAUAAAAACGACAAAAUGCAGCAACAGCAAGGACCUAGCUACCCGAUGGCGUCACUCUACGUUGGUGACCUUGCGCCUGAUGUCACAGAAGCUAUGCUGUUUGAGAAGUUCUCAACAGCAGGGCCAGUGCUGUCCAUCAGAGUGUGUCGGGAUAUGAUCACCCGCCGGUCUCUCGGCUAUGCCUAUGUCAACUUCCAACAGCCUGCCGAUGCGGAACGCGCUUUGGACACCAUGAAUUUUGAUGUAAUAAAGGGCAAGCCAAUCAGAAUCAUGUGGUCUCAGCGUGACCCAUCACUGCGUCGAUCUGGACUUGGUAACAUUUUCAUUAAGAACCUGGAUAAAAGUAUUGACAACAAAGCCAUGUAUGACACAUUUUCUGCCUUCGGAAACAUCCUAUCCUGCAAGGUGUCAUGUGAUCAGAAUGGAUCCAGGGGUUAUGGAUUUGUGCACUUUGAGACUGAAGAGGCAGGUCUCCAGGCCAUUCAGAAAGUCAACGGCAUGUUACUUAAUGGCCAGAAAGUGUAUGUUGGCAAGUUCAUCCCGCGGCAUGAGAGGUUGCGUAUGCUGGGUAGCCAAGCACAGAAGUUCACAAACAUCUACGUCAAGAACAUCGGCGAUGAGAGUGACGACCAGAAGCUGUGUGAGAUGUUCGGCAAGUACGGCAAGAUCACCAGCCACAAGGUGAUGUUUGAUGACAGCACUGGCAAGAGCAAGGGCUUCGGCUUUGUUGCUUUUGAGACCCACGAAGCGGCAGACCAGGCUGUGACGGCAAUGAAUGGAAAGGAAGUUAGUGGAAAGGUCCUCUACGUCGGGCGUGCACAGAAGAAGGGCGAGCGGCAGGCAGAGCUUAAGAGCAAGUUUGAGCAGAUCAAGAUGGAGCGAAUGAGUCGUUACCAGGGUGUGAACCUUUACGUAAAGAACCUGGAUGAUGCCAUUGAUGAUGAACGUCUGCGUAAAGAGUUUGCUCCCUACGGAACCAUCACCAGUGCUCGGGUUAUGACAACAGAGGAUGGGCGCUCUAAGGGAUUCGGCUUCGUAUGCUUUAGUUGUCCAAACGAGGCGACGAAGGCUGUGACCGAGAUGAAUGGACGCAUUAUCAUCUCUAAGCCCUUAUAUGUGGCACUGGCUCAGCGCAAGGAGGAUCGCAAGGCCCAUUUGGCUUCUCAGUACAUGCAGCGUUUGUCAGGCCUGCGCAUCUCUGGACAACCGAUGAACACUAUGUUCCAGCAGGGAGCUGCGGCCAGCUAUUUCGUGCCAACCAUGCCCCAGCAGCCACAGCGUAGUUACUUCCCUGGUCAGAUGGCCCAGGUACGGGCCAGUCCCAGGUGGCCAACCCAGCCUCAGCUUGCUCGGCCUGCCACUCAGCCUGCUGGGUUCCAGGCAAUGCCAAACACCGGCUUCCGUGGUGGGCAGCGUGGCGCAGCCCCGGUGGGCAUGCGACCGACCGGCGCGGGCGUGACUUCUCGCCCCAUCACCGGCCAGCAGCCGAAUGCCGGCGGUCAGCGUGUACCCGUCGCAUCCGCCGCGCAGCCGGCGAGGAUGGGCGCCAUGGCGCAGGGAGCCGCACAGGCACGUCCGAGCUACAAGUACACGUCUACUGCUCGCAAUGCGCAGGCAGUCCCCGGCACUCAGCCGCAGCUGAAUCCGGGCGCACCUGCGCAGGCUGCCGUACACAUCCCUGGACAAGAGCCGCUGACCUCGUCCAUGCUCGCCGCUGCACCUCUGCGGGAGCAGAAGCAGAUGCUGGGUGAACGCCUCUUCCCUAUCAUCCAAACAACCCACAGUGAGCUAGCUGGAAAGAUCACAGGCAUGUUGCUUGAGAUUGACAACAGUGAGCUGCUGCACAUGCUGGAGGAUAAUGAGGCACUCGCUGCUAAGGUUGAGGAAGCUGUUGCUGUGCUGCAGGCCCAUCAGGCCAAGGAGCAGGCUAGCAAGAAGACUAGCGAGCCCUAAGCACACACUGCUGUCAGAUCCACGGCUCCACUGGUACGACAUCCACAUACCUAGUCUCGAUGAAUGUACAUGUACACAAGUACCCACCAGACCGGCAGUUGUUAGUUGAAGCACCCACAUGACGUCAGUGUGUCUAGGCUGCUGAAACCUUUUCAGUCAAGAUGAUGACUGAAAAGAUGAUGGUUGAUGACUAACUUGAUAGAAAGCAUGGUGCUAAGCAUAGCAAUUGCUGAAAUCGACUGUCAAAUUAGCAUUUUGGAAGCUUUGUACAUUCAUUUGCAAGUCAUUAUUUUCUCGAUCACGAUGUGUGAAGGUGGACACUAGAAAGGCAGGGAUUCUAGUUGUGCGAUAAAAAAAUCGUAAAAUUCGUAUAGAGUUUUUAUCGUUUAUGAUGGUGUAAAAGCUGCAUUUUCAGUACAAUUAUUAUUAUUGUCAUUAUUAUUAAUAUUUGAGAUUCUCUGUUUGGCCAACAUUUUUCAGCUGGGUUAUCAGCAGGUUUUGCACACACUGCCAGUUUGAUGUAGAAUGGCAGAAUUUGUGGGCUGUACCCAAGAUGAUAGUUGUAAUGGCAUCACAGAAAUGCAGUCUUUUUCUCACCAACUGAGCAAGUGGCACAUCUAUCAGUAAAACUAGAAAUGGAAAAAAAUAUGUAAAAAGAAAAUUUUAUAUUGAGUUUGAGACUAGAUUUGUGGAUGUCCAAAAAAUAAUGCAGUGUGUUUGAAAAAAGUUCCCUCUAAAAAGAAAAAGUGAAAAAUUACAGGAAAAUGUACUCAUUUGAAAGAAACUAAGUUUGUGACCAGCAAUACAUUGUUGCUGAGAAACACGGAUUGUAUGUGUUGUAUUAAAUGUAGUAGGGAUAAAAAAUGGAAAAAAAUGGCAAAAUUAGUGAAAAAUAUAUAAUUGUACCCUAUAUUUUAAAAACUAAUGCAGUGUGUGACCUCGGAAGGGUCAGGAAAGGCCUGGUAUCAGGACUGAAAAGGUGUCUGUACAUCUAAAACUCGUUUGGUUCAGUGUUACAGAUGCAGUGUGUUUCAUAUCAGAGAUGGCACAACCAACAUUGUUCAUACGUUGGUUUGACCUGUUAUAAAAAUUGCAAAAUCUGUGUAAAACUAACCAUGGUUCUGGUUACUAAAACACUGUAGCUGAACAGUCCAGCAAGCUUGAUGACUCGACGUGCGUCGAUGAUUAAUAGCUCAUAGAGAUAUGUUCAGACAGUGGCAUAGUUAUUGAGCCUUUGGUACAGGUGUAUGGUAAUGGACUUCGUUCUUUUAACACUUUAUUAAAUACAGUGUGACCGAUA
Messenger RNA from Priapulus caudatus, 3431 nucleotides. RefSeq names its product polyadenylate-binding protein 4-like. The transcript has 12 exons. Gene Ontology annotation, molecular function: poly(U) RNA binding; mRNA 3'-UTR binding; poly(A) binding. The record is from RefSeq and is a predicted model, not a curated record. Bases 194 to 2131 code for a protein of 645 amino acids. Lineage: Eukaryota; Metazoa; Priapulida; Priapulimorpha; Priapulimorphida; Priapulidae. Gene Ontology annotation, cellular component: cytoplasmic stress granule; nucleus; ribonucleoprotein complex.